This is a messenger RNA of Microthlaspi erraticum, 348 nucleotides long. NCBI's taxonomy places the organism in Eukaryota, Viridiplantae, Streptophyta, Magnoliopsida, Brassicales, Brassicaceae. The record is from the annotation of a GenBank genome assembly.
AUGGAGGAAGAGAUGAAGGAGAAGAUCAAGAAGACGGUGCUAGAGAUUCUGAAUGAAUCGGAUAUGGCAGAGAUGACAGAGUUCCAGGUCCGUAAACUCGGUUCGGAGAGACUCGGCGUCGAUCUCUCUGAGAAAUCUCACAAGGCUUAUGUGCGAAGCGUCGUGAAUUCGUUCCUCGAUGAACAGAAAUUGAAAGAAGCUGAGCAACCGGAGAAGGAUGAAGAAGUAGAAGCCGAAGCAGAAGAAGAAGAUGGAGCUAAGGAGGGAGCUCGUAAAGGAAACAAAGAGUUCGACGAUGCCGGAGAUCUCAUCAUUUGCCGGCUUACGGAUAAGAGAAGAGUGACGAUU